AUGGUGAUUAUUAACAAUAUGGUUGCUAAUACAGAUACGACAUUUGCUAAUAUACCAUUUCCGACGAAUAAUCAUCUGAUAUCAUCGACGAAAAUGAAUUUACCAGGAAACUUACUUCGAUCGAUCGAGUUCUGGACGAAAGAAGAUGUGCAAAAAUGGAUUGAAUAUUGUAUUGAAGAAUAUUCACUGGGUGAUAUUAACUUGAAUGAUUUCGAAAUGAAUGGUAAAGCAUUAUCUCUGUUGAGUGAAGAUGGCUUCAAACAACGUUCAGCACGUUCUGGAGAUAUUCUCUAUAAAGCGCUUCAACAACACUAUGCAUUAAUCAAAUCAUUCCAUUAUCAAACACUUUCCCAUCAACUAUGGAACAGUUUUGGUUUUCUACCACCUUCAUCAGUGCGUCAUUUUAAUCUUCCAUUUCCACCAGUUCCACCGCCGAACAUGCCAUAUCUACAUUCAGCAAUGAAUUAUCUAUACAAUCAAUGUGAAACGAAAUACACAACAGCUUUGACUGAGUCGCAACAAUUGACCCGAACUCGGCAGACAUCAGAUUGUUCGUCUUCGUCAUCAUCAGUGACCAAACCUUUGGACAAACAUGACACGAGUCUCCCGAUCUCAUCUAUCAAAGAGGAAUAUAUGGACGAUGAAGAUAUCGAUAUCGAACAGCAUGAAUCCGUUUCUAAACCACCGCUACUACCACCACCAUUAUUAGUAAAAUCUCAAGCAAACGAAAGAAAAAUUCUCGCUGGAAAUGAUAGUGCUAGACAGAUACGUUAUUAUCAAGAUCGCAUUGAUUUUCAUGGUGAUAUUCUAAUGAAACCAAAAGCAGCGAAAAAUUGUCGAAUUCUCUGGGAAUUUCUCUACAUUCUACUCGAAGAUCCACUCUAUGAAUCAAUAAUUCACUGGGAAAAUCGUGAGAAAAUGGUCUUUCGAAUCAAUCAAGCUGAUAAACUGGCCGCACUCUGGGGAUUACAAAAGAAUCGUUUAUCAAUGACCUAUGAAAAGCUAUCACGCGGGAUGCGUUACUACUAUUCGAAUAAUAUUAUUUCCAAAGAGCAAUCCAAACGUUUACUCUAUCGUUUUAUGCGUUCACCCGAUGAAAUUCGCAAGAAUAUGAAACGUCAAAAUCCAUCCGUCAACACGUUUUAUCCAUCAACCAGCAAGCCAUCACUCCUAUCCGAAAAAAAUCUUCAACAUUCAGAACCGUCCGUUCCGUCACAGAUAUCUAAUCAAUUCCUACAUUUUUUACCAAAUUACUCAUCAAUGCUAUCGAGUAACUAUUUAUUUCCAGCACGUGAUAAACCGAUAUCGAAAAGUGAUCGAGCAAGUUCAUCAUCGCCCGAAUCAUUAGAUAGUAGUCAUCAUGAGAGUGAAAAACAAUAUUCUUGUUCGUCAACAGCGAAACGAAAACAGACCAUUCCUAUCUCGCUGACCUCCCGUCUGCUACAUAGCUAUCCGUUUGAUCAACCACUAAAUUUAGCUGUCAGUUGUAAACAAGAAGAACAUAUGAUGGACUCAAAGAACAUAUAA
Adineta ricciae is the source of this 1527-nucleotide messenger RNA. NCBI's taxonomy places the organism in Eukaryota, Metazoa, Rotifera, Eurotatoria, Adinetida, Adinetidae. The record is from the annotation of a GenBank genome assembly.